AUGAACUGGAUCUUAAGUGAAGACCGCUCCCACCGAACCCCGGGUAGACCACACGUGGUCUACCUGGUCCUGGAGGACCUCGCCGAGACCGCCUACCACACCAUGAACAUCAGCAUCGACAAGUACUCGCUGGACGUCCAAUCAGGUGAGCGUGCCGACCCCUGUAAGUUCCAGAUGUGUAACUCGGCGUCCAGCUGCGUGGUGAACCGGUGGUCCGGUGAAGCCGAGUGUGUGUGCGCGGCGGGCUACGUCAGCGUGGACGGGCUGCCGUGCCAGAGCGUCUGCGACCUGCAGCCGAACUUCUGCCGCAACGACGGCAAGUGUGACAUCAUCGAAGGCAAGGGCGCCAUCUGCAGGUAACAGAUUACUGUUAUAUACUCUUC
This is a messenger RNA of Perca fluviatilis (European perch), 383 nucleotides long. RefSeq names its product interphotoreceptor matrix proteoglycan 2-like. Gene Ontology annotation, molecular function: hyaluronic acid binding; heparin binding. Lineage: Eukaryota; Metazoa; Chordata; Actinopteri; Perciformes; Percidae. The transcript is spliced from 2 exons. The record is from RefSeq and is a predicted model, not a curated record. Gene Ontology annotation, biological process: visual perception. The coding region runs from base 1 to 360 and encodes 119 amino acids.